Messenger RNA from Culex pipiens pallens (northern house mosquito), 1677 nucleotides. Its product is annotated as eukaryotic translation initiation factor 4E1-like. The coding region runs from base 283 to 927 and encodes 214 amino acids. Gene Ontology annotation, biological process: translational initiation. The transcript is spliced from 4 exons. Gene Ontology annotation, cellular component: cytoplasm; eukaryotic translation initiation factor 4F complex. The record is from RefSeq and is a predicted model, not a curated record. Gene Ontology annotation, molecular function: RNA 7-methylguanosine cap binding; translation initiation factor activity. NCBI's taxonomy places the organism in Eukaryota, Metazoa, Arthropoda, Insecta, Diptera, Culicidae.
GCCAUCAUUCGCAGACAGUCACCGUCGUAUCGCGUGUCAGUCGGUUCACUUUCGACGAGUGAAAUUACAUUUUCCCCGAAAAUUCCACAAUUUCUCCCGAUUUUACGGCUGCCGCGACGAUUGCGUGACUGCCAACGGUGACCGCAAAGUGUUCUCCAGUGUUUCCGGACGGGAAAGCCGUACAAAUAAAGUCACCUUUGACUGCGUAAGAAAGUGCUAAAAAAGAGCAAAAAAAAAGUUGAAAUUUUUACGGACUCCUCAAAAGAGAGAAAAAAAGAAAUCAUGGCUGGAAAAACGAACGAGGAACUCGAGAAACAGGCCGAGACCGCGACGGAGCAGACCAACACGGACCAGCAGCUGCAGGCGGUCGUCGAUCCGGAGUGUUUGAUCAAGCACCCGCUGCAGUUCACGUGGACGCUGUGGUACCAGGAGAUGGACCGCUCGAAGAACUGGGAGGACACGCUGAACGAGGUGACGAGCUUCUCGACGGUGGAGGACUUUUGGAGCCUGUACAACCACAUCAAGAGCCCGUCGGACAUUAAGGCCGGCUCGGACUACUCGCUGUUCAAGACGGGGGUGCGACCGAUGUGGGAGGACGAGGGCAACAAGCGGGGCGGCCGGUGGAUGCUCAACAUUAACCGCGGCCAGCGCCAGGACCUGGACAAGUAUUGGCUGGAUACGAUACUGUGCUUGAUUGGUGAAGCUUUCGAGUGUGCCGAUGAAAUCUGCGGAGCCGUCGUGAAUGUUCGUCCUAAAGGAGACAAGAUCGCAAUCUGGACGGCCAACUUCAACAACCGGGACGCGGUGCUGUCGAUCGGUCGCAUCUACAAGGAGCGGUUAGGACUGAAAUUCCCCAUCACGUACCAUCUGCACAAGGACACGAUGGUCAAGUCCGGCUCGAGCGUGAAAGCGGCCUUCACCGUGUAAAAGCCCGACACGAGUUUUUCGCACCUUCUUCUGUUGUUUUUUUUUUCUUAGCCUUCCCGCGUUAUGAACUCUUAAUUUCGCCCGGUUCUCUCUUAACAAACAAUCCCUUUCCCCACCCCCUCUUUUUUUUUUGUUGAAGUCGCGCUAGGGCAGAUCAGGACUCGUUUAAAAUUUCCCCCCUUCCGCACUCCCCUUUCCCCCCUUUUCUCAGAAAUAUUUAUAUCGAUUAUAAAAUAUAAUAAAUGAAUUUAUUGCAACACAAAAUUAACCGCCGUGAGUUCGAACCGACGAAAGCGCAUCCGGAAAGGUCCGUCACACACGGGACAGAACAUGUACUAACGAAUUGCAAGCUUAUGUUUUAAAACAGUUUGUCUCCAAACGAUCGAAAAUUGGGCGUCGAUUUGGGUGAGAGGUUAAGAAAGAGAGAGAGAGAGAGAGAGUAGAAUCGUAGAAAUGGUUUUUUUCCGUUGUGAACCUUAAUUAUGUCUUCUUUAUUCUGGUAAAUCGAAAGUAAAUCAUCCCGUCAAAUGGUGUCGAAGCAUCGUGGCGAGCGGAACGAGAGAAGGAAAGAAAAAUGAAAGUUUCGCUUGGAAUUAUAUUGCGCGAUGCAGAAUUAUUAUUGUAAUGGAUUAUCGACUAAUUUACCUAUUAUGAUGAUUAGUGUAUGAUUUUAAAAAUAUCAACAGCUAUUGAUUAAUUAUCGUACCGUGUAAAACCAUUUAUUAUACUUACUAUUUUCUAAAACAUGAA